AUGAAUUCAUUUUCUGUUGGGCAAGGCAAUCUGACCUGGGUCAUGGAACUACUGAACAGUAUCAAUAUUUCUCCAAAUAAUAUCAUAAACAGUUUCACGGACUACUCAGCAUACUUUUUCUGGAUGUCAGUACUAUUCCUACUCCUUUUUUCCCCUGUUGUAAUAAUUCUUGGUUUUAUUUAUCUUUCUAAUUUUCUCUUGCAUAUUUACAAGAGAAAGGUUAAUUUAAAGGAAGAUUAUCUCAGUCAGUCAUGGGACAAUGGACGGAGGGCUGUGGCUCACCUUUGGGACAUGUAUGGUACAGUGUGGCAUGGUUAUGAGAUACAUGGGAUGGAUAAAAUACCAGAAGGACCAGGGCUUAUCGUAUCUUAUCAUGGAGCAUUUCCUCUAGACUAUUUCUACUUUGUAUCUAGAUUAUAUUUAAGAACAGACAGAUUUUGCCGCACAGUGGUUGAUUACCAUUUUUCCAAAAUACCAGGUACAAAACUCUUUUAUAAUGUGGAAGGCCUUACACAUAAUGGAAGGAACUACCUUAACACAUUCUACGUGGGGCUUUCCUUGAAGACCAUUCAGAAACUCCAACUGGUGCAGAAUGUGGUUAUGCAGGAAGUAAAUGGUGCCAGAUAUAUGACACAUGUAACACCACUCCUGUGUGAGCUGCACUGGUUAUCGCCUGUCAUUCCUAUAUUUACAAAAAAUCUACGAGAAGGAUACAGAGCACUCGGGAAAAUAUGGCCAUUCAAAUGGUUGUAUGAACGUACACGAUGGCCAAUUGUUCCUAUAUAUGGUGGAUUCCCUGUGAAAUUUUGCACAUACAUAGGAGAUCCCAUUCCUUAUGAUCCAAAUAUAUCAGCUGAAGAAUUAGCUGAAAAGACCAAAAGUGCAAUAAAAGAUCUCAGAGAUAAACACCAAGAAAUACCGGGUAAUGUACAAAAGGCACUAUUGGAACGGUUAGAAAAACACCCAGAGAAAUAAUGCCAUUCUGAUUGUGAAAAUGACACCAUUCAUCCCCACCAAGAAAUAUAGUGAUUUGAGAUUUUUUAGAAAAAAAAGUUCACUUCAGUCCCUAAAUUUUAAUAUAU
Messenger RNA from Protobothrops mucrosquamatus (brown spotted pit viper), 1082 nucleotides. RefSeq names its product transmembrane protein 68. The record is from RefSeq and is a predicted model, not a curated record. The transcript has 7 exons. The coding region runs from base 1 to 975 and encodes 324 amino acids. Gene Ontology annotation, cellular component: membrane. Lineage: Eukaryota; Metazoa; Chordata; Lepidosauria; Squamata; Viperidae.